Dentiscutata heterogama is the source of this 2163-nucleotide messenger RNA. Lineage: Eukaryota; Fungi; Glomeromycota; Glomeromycetes; Diversisporales; Gigasporaceae. The record is from the annotation of a GenBank genome assembly.
AUUCAAAAUUUAUCACUUCAGUUUGAAGGAUGGGAAUUUGCUUUGAGCCCUGAUCAAUUUAACCUUGUUUCGAUCCUCAAAUUCCGUCGUAUGAAAGAUGACUUCACGUACAAGAAGAGUGUUGAGCAUGCUGAAAUAUUUAAGUUUGUAUUGUACAUUGCGGAAACAGCAACUGAUAAAAAAUGGAAAGAAGUCGCUUCAGCUCUCAAAGAAAAUGAAAUGAUUAAACGCCAAACGCAGUGGGAGGAAGUUAAAUUAUUCUGGAAUAUUGUUGAAAACGAAAAAGUUGACUUAGAUGAACGUUUGUUGAAAAAGAAGUUGGAGCAAGCCAAGACCCAGUUUAUUGUUGAUCGUUAUGUGUCAGGGAAUGAAGCUCAUGUGAUCGCAGACAAGGCAAAAUUAGAUUAUAUGUUGGCCCUUGACUCUCCUAGUGUUCUUACAAUACCACCAUCCGAUACUUCUUUCAAAACACCACCACUCGAUACUUUUCUCACAACACCACCACCCAAUACUUCUCUUACAACACCAGGAAAUAAGGCCAAUACUGUCUUGAACGAGAAUCAGAAGGAUAAACCAAUAACUGGAAGUAAGCGAAAAUAUCCAAAUGAGGAAUCAACUCUGUCAACUCCGUCAACUCCCCCAAAUAAGCAUGCAAGUCCACCAGAAAGCUGGAUUCGCUCAAAAGAGAAGAGUAAUUCUGGAAAUAUCUUUCCCAACAUCCUUCCCAAUGGUACAAUACUACAAGAACCACCACCAGCACCAGAUUUCAUUUCGUUAUAUGACGAUGAGGAUGAUAAUCCAUUAAUGGUAGAAAAUGAUAAUGACGAAGAUAUUCCUACCUUGGAUAAUGUUCUUUGUUCUUCCCUGCCAACUAAUAUACAGAAUUGGAAUUUGUCCUCGGGAAAACUUGUUAACGACAUUUUUGCUAAAAAUUUAUCUCAACAUACUGAAAUGUUAAAAAAUAAAAAGAAGCUGACUGCAGAAGAGAAAGCAACUUUAAGAUAUGGAGUAUCAAGAGUUAUUGAUCUUUCAGCUCAUAUGCGAGUAUGGUUUACUGAAACUGAACGUCAGGAUAUGAUGAAAGAUCAUGAAGAAAUUCUCAAAGUUCCCGAAUUGACAAAAGACAUUAAUGAGUUCAUUGCAAAGGUGGAAAAAAUGAUAAAGGAAGGCGAUGCUAAUGGGGCAUAUAAAUAUUGUCUUAAUCAGCAUGCAGAUGCAUCAGUCAAUACGUGUUUUUACAAAAUAAGUAAAAUAUAUGGUGAUUUUCUCUACAAUGUUAAAGAUGGAAAUGAUCUUUUAUAUUGUGGCGGUGAGCAUCACACCGAAAUUGAUGUUAUUGUAAAAACAUGUUCUUACAUUGUCAAUGGACUGCAGAAUGGAACUGAAAUACAUUGUAAAUGCCAGUCCGCUAAUUAUGAAAGAGGUAGGAAAUGUGAUGUCCGAUUUUUAAGUCAUACGGGAAUAGAUCUUGGUGAAUGGGAGUUUUCCGCUCAAGCAACUCCAACUAAAGCAAUCGAAGAUCGUUGUCGCUCAGCUAGGAUAAACCAAUCCAUCUUAAAUGGCCUGUUGAGCAGAGAUUUAACUGACGCACAAACGGGUAUUAUCAAGGUUCCAUAUUUACAAAUUGCAGGUGUCUUUGGACAACUAUUGGUAGAAGACUUGGUAAAUGGUUUCUAUGUCGUUUAUCCGGGACCAAUAUUUGAGAUACCAACAAGAUUGAAUCACAUUAGAAAAUUAAAAUCGGUGAUAAUAUCUUUUAAGCAUAUAAUGGAAAUGUAUAAAGAAGUCAACGAAAUACUUGCUGAGUUAAACCAUAGUCGGAACUUACUUGAAGAUAUUUUCAAAGUUGAUGGCGUUAGAUCAUUACGACACAAUUCAUACAAAUCAGUGUUCAUCCAUAAACCAUGGUGGACACCAAAGAGCAAAUCUCAAAAAUCUCAAUCAGAGAAAGGGACUAAUGAAGUUCAGAUAGUCGAUGAUAGUGAUUGUAGCCACGACAAUGAUUCUGAAGAAGAGAGGCUAGAUGAAUCGGAUGAUGACGGAUAUAAUGGGUACGAUAGAUAUGAUGAAUAUGGUGGAUGCGAUAGAGGCUAUUAUUAUCGUGACAGAAGAUACGAAAGAAAAAGCUCACCAAUGAUGAGUCCUAUUAUCUUACCACCGUGA